AUGUCGAGCUAUGCGCAACUCAAGGAGCUUGCUCUCAAGAAGGCCGAAGAGGAGCAAGCCGCUCUUAACCGCGAGCGCGAGCGGAAGGAGCGAGAGGCAGCUGCAAAGCUCGCUGCAAGAGAAGCUCAGGAGCGCGAGCAAAAGGAGCGCGAAAGAAAGAUACUCGUACAACGUAUGGCCAGACAGAAGGAGGAGGAGGCGCGCGAACGGCUGCGUAAGGAACAAGCCGUCAAAUUGCAACAGGGCAAGGUGGCGGAAGAUGAGACAGCUGCAAGGGGAAAAGGCAACCUUACCUCAAAGCAGAAUCUUGCAGGCUCUUCGAAGCUAAAGUCGAGCACACAUUUCGGCUCAACACAGAGAAUUGAUCUCUCAGACCGCCUCCGAGGCAGCUCGAGCAACGGCAACGCCCCUGGCAGGAAACGCAAAACGGAUGAGGACGACUUUGUCGGCAACCGCUUGGACAAGAGUCCCACGAAGAAGGCUGAUCUUUCCGCUUCCUCGAGUGCACCAAAGAGGAAAGCCAUUCCUUUGACACGCGAAGAGAAGCAGGCCAUGAAGCGCGCCAGAGAGUUUGGAUCCCUUCCCAAGCUGCCUCCGAUAGGUCGCCUCACUUCAGGUUCCGGCUCAUCAAGGAACAGCCCGAGUCUCAGCUCAGGUGAAGCGGAAAGCGCAAGCCGCUUAUCGGUACGAGCACAUCUAGCCAAAGACAACGGUCUUGUGGCACUGGGAACUAAGAAGCGCGAUCAUCGCUCGAUCGACGAGAUUGAACGUGACCUCAGGAAGCUCAAAGAGGCAAAGGGGCAAGGUCGCAGCGACGCACCAUCGCAAGUUGAGCUUGAGCGAGAAGCUGCGCUGCUACGAAGACAGAAGGCGAUGGAGGAGAAGCGCAAAGCGGACCAGGAAGCCAAAGAAAGAGCAGCGCUUCGUCAGGCUGAGAUUGAUGACGGUGAUGACUCCAAAGACGGCUUAUUCGGCUCAGACGACGACGUCGAUGAUUCAAUGCGUCGCAAAUCAUCGCAGGCGAAGAUGAACAAACCAAGCGAGCGGCCAAGGGUGUCUGCAAAAAGAGCGCAAAGCGGUGCUGCCUCAGUGGUGCGUCCUCCUGCUGCCCCUCAGCCGAAGGAGCAAAAGCCCAUCGCCUCACGACCUCCCGGCGGGAUCAAUCCAGCGGAUUUCCUGCCUGGUGCUCCUCUACGUCCUGAAGCGAUGGCGAGGCUUACACAGAAGGCAAAGAGCACUCCUGACGCUGCAUCAAGCAGGCGAUCGCCAGACUCGGACCCUGCAUCACGCGCGAAGCGACCAGCGGCAGACCCAAAGUCGUCACCUGCACCUGCAGCCGCGGCUACAUCAGCUGCUCCGCCCAAAAGGGAGACUGCCCGCGAUCGCUUCAUUCGCGAGCAGGAAGAGAAGAAGAAAGCGGAUGCAGCAUCGGGCGCAAAUGGUGGAGGCGGAAGAGAUCGACGCGUGCGCUCGCCUGACGAGUACGACAGCGAGGAAAGAGACUACGAGGAUGACUACGAGAGCGAUGGUGUCGACGAUGACGAAGAUGGUGAAGGGGGCGGACAAAGCUACCGAGACGAGAUCUGGAAACUCUUUGGCAAGGACCGCAAGAAAUACGCAAGCCGAGUGGUGGACAGCGACGACGACAUGGAAGCGGAUGCAGCCUCAGUGCUGCAAGAGGAGCUGCGAAGUUCGAAGCAGGCCCGUGAAGAAGACUUGCGAGAGGAGCAACUCGAGAAACAGCGCGAACGUGAGAAGCUUCUUCGCAAGCAGGGACUGAAGCGAAGCUGA
Ustilago hordei is the source of this 1791-nucleotide messenger RNA. RefSeq lists its product as uncharacterized. Gene Ontology annotation, biological process: regulation of DNA-templated transcription; nucleosome assembly. The transcript has a single exon. Bases 1 to 1791 code for a protein of 596 amino acids. The record is from RefSeq and is a predicted model, not a curated record. Gene Ontology annotation, molecular function: DNA binding; histone binding. Gene Ontology annotation, cellular component: nucleolus. Lineage: Eukaryota; Fungi; Basidiomycota; Ustilaginomycetes; Ustilaginales; Ustilaginaceae.